Messenger RNA from Sciurus carolinensis (gray squirrel), 3604 nucleotides. RefSeq names its product PHD finger protein 13 (gene Phf13). Gene Ontology annotation, biological process: mitotic chromosome condensation. The coding region runs from base 329 to 1231 and encodes 300 amino acids. NCBI's taxonomy places the organism in Eukaryota, Metazoa, Chordata, Mammalia, Rodentia, Sciuridae. Gene Ontology annotation, molecular function: chromatin binding. The record is from RefSeq and is a predicted model, not a curated record. The transcript has 4 exons.
ACGAGCCGAACUGGGCGUCAGGUCGGGGAGCCGGUCGGGUUCCCGCUCGCAGCCGCCGCCGCCGCCGCCCCCCGCAGCGCCUCUCCCGCCUCUCCGCCGCGCCGGCCGCGGGAGCUGCAUCGCCCACUCUGCUUAGCCGUGUAGCCGCCAGUCCGCGAGCACCUAGCCCGGGGCACGACACGCCGAGCCCCCCGUCACCUCCUGCCGGGGCGACCCCUCCCGGGUCCCCCCCUCGCCCUGCGCGGUCGCCGGAGCCCCCGGCCGCGAGCGGCCCCACGGCGGCGGCCGGGCCCCUGCACUCCCGCAGCCGCCGCCCCCCACCCGGAACAUGGACUCCGACUCCUGCGCCGCCGCCUUCCACCCGGAGGAAUACUCCCCUAGUUGCAAGAGGCGCAGGACAGUAGAGGACUUCAACAAGUUCUGCACCUUUGUCUUGGCCUAUGCUGGAUACAUCCCUUACCCAAAGGAGGAGCUCCCUCUGAGGAGCAGCCCCAGCCCUGCCAAUAGCACUGCUGGCACCAUUGACAGUGAUGGCUGGGACACUGGUUUCACCGACAUUGCGUCCUCUGUGCCCUUGCCCGUGUCUGACCGCUGCUUCAGCCACCUGCAGCCCACCCUCUUGCAGCGAGCCAAGCCCAGUAACUUCUUGCUGGACAGAAAGAAAACGGACAAGCUGAAGAAGAAGAAGAAGAGAAAGCGAAGGGACAGUGAUGUGCCUGUGAAGGAGGGGUACAGAGGGGGUCUGCUGAAGCUGGAAGCUGCAGAUCCGUAUGUGGAGUCCCCCACGAGUCCUGCCCUGCAGGAUAUCCCCCAGGCCCCCAGUGACCCCUGCUCAGGCUGGGACUCCGACACUCCCUCCAGUGGAUCUUGUACCACCGUGUCACCUGAUCAGGUCAAAGAAAUAAAAACUGAGGGCAAACGGACUAUAGUCCGGCAGGGAAAGCAGGUGGUGUUCCGAGAUGAGGACAGCACCGGCAAUGAUGAGGACAUCAUGGUGGAUUCAGAUGAUGAUUCCUGGGACCUUGUCACCUGCUUCUGCAUGAAGCCAUUUGCUGGCCGCCCUAUGAUAGAGUGUAACGAGUGCCACACCUGGAUUCAUCUGUCCUGUGCGAAAAUCCGGAAGUCCAAUGUUCCGGAAGUGUUUGUCUGCCAAAAGUGCCGGGACUCCAAGUUUGACAUCCGCCGUUCCAACCGUUCCCGAAUGGGUUCCCGGAAGCUGUUCCUAGACUGACUGCGCUGGCGAGGAGACUCCGGGCGAGGGACUGGAAGGGAUUGGAGCUCUGUGGCCCUCCCUCAGUUGAGCACAGCACUCCCAGCUCUGGUACAGGCAGAUCCUGCCAUUCAGGUGCCUAAGCAAAAGGACAGGCUGUCCGAGGUAGAAACUGUACAUAGCCAGUGAGCGAAUAAAAUCUUUGUUGGCCAAAGCUGCUGCCAGAGCUGUGUUCUCUGCAGUGGAAGUGGACUGAACACCCAAGAAUGGUGGGUUUGGUUCAGCUGAAAGUGAGGGUAUGUGGUGGUUGUGAAUUUUUGCUAUCAUUGUUAACAAAUUCCCCCUGUUUGGAACAAGUGCUAGCUGUUAUUCCUGCUUCCACUGUUGGGGAGCGGAGAUGUUCAGUUUCCCCGGCCUGUAAACAGCCAUAAGUGUACGUUUUUUCUCGAGUGUCAGUCUCUCACCGUAAGUGUCUGUACAGCAGCCAUCCAAGUCUCCCCUUCUCGUGGCCUGCACUACCUGCUUCCGUGGUCCCUGCCAGUCCAGGGAGCUGCUGCUGGCAACUUCUGAUGUCACCAAGAGGAGUCCUGGGGUGUCAGGUGAACUUGUAAUUCUUUGGUUUUCCCUAUUUGUUAAAGGGACUGUAUGUGGCCACUGCUCUGUGGAAAGGGUUGGUUGGGGGGUGAGGUAGCCCACGUUCAUAACUCAAGUUUCCUGUUUUGCACGAUGUGAAAAACCUGUCUUUGCACGACUCAGCCAAAAGUAUGGCCGAUUUCUCACCUGGUGCCCUUCCUUUCUCUCCAGUUGGUGUGUACAAGGCGCCUCAGGUGGCCCAGGCAAGCUGUUUUCAAGUAUGGGAGUGCUUAGGUUCUCUCAUCUCUUCCCCUUAUUCCAGUAGCAACCUAAGGAUUAGGCAGUCCCUAGGACAUGAAUGGUGUUCCUUUAAACAACGGGGUACAGAAAAACAGGUCUCUCCUGUGGGGGAUUGAAGUAUGCCCUUAGAGACUGGCUGGCCUGCUGGUUCCACCAGGGCAAGGUGACUUGAAUCCUUUUGGUUUGCAUUGACGAGUGAGUGGUACAGCAACACUGGCCUUCAGAAAUAUACUGUUGAACUGUGAGGUGUUCCUCAGAUCCCAGCUGGGGUCCUGGACUGGGGAGGCCCCUUUGAGGGCCAGGUCUGGAGAAGCCAGGUGUUUGGCCUGAAGCCCUUGCAGAUUCUGCUCAAGGGCAGUGUACCCAGUACACUGGUGGUUCUGGGGCUCAAAGGGAGAAGACAGCUAUGAAAGUUUUCUCUGAAGUUGACCUUAUUCUUCAGUUCAAGUACAUGUUAUCAAGAAUGUUUUGUAAAGUGGUGGGUAUGUUCUCAUAAGCAUUGUUUUUUGUAAGGCAUGAAAAGGGAAGAAUGCCCAAGUUAGUCGUAUUUAUUUGCAUAUUAUUUGAAGCAGGAUGGGCCCACAGGCUCCUGAUGGGAGCUUCCCCUCCCUGUGGCACCUUUGUGCCAGGGCUACCAGUCGUUCCCCAGGUUCUCACUGAAGCACCAAGGGGUUGAACUGCAAUUUGGCUAACCAGAGCCUGUGUUUUUGUUUUGUUUUGUUUUGUUUUUUGGUCCUAAUACCCUUCACACUUGUCCAGUCCACUGUCUUAGUUUUUAAUAGUCCUAUUGCUUAUAUCAAUGUGUGAAAGUAGAAAUGGCUUCUGAAACUCCGUUUACUGUGGAGAUCCCAAGGGAGAGUUCUGCUGCAGAGAAAUAGCUGGUUGAGAAACAACCUUGUCCACAGGCUAUUGUCUGACUGGGGCAAACAUCCAGGACAAGUUGGGGAGGAAUUUGCCAAAGAUCUGCCCCAUGACCAUGCCUGUCCACUGUCUUCACCAUGAGAAUAACCAAAGUUCCAAAGUGUCUGUUUCUUUUUUAAAAAAAAGUUCAAGAUUUUUUAAAAGUGCAUUUAAGAAUAUGUGUGGUUUUAGACUGGAACUGCCAACCCUGGUGAUGGUUAAUGUGUGCUAGAGGGUUUGAUGCUUCUGGAACGUGUUUGACACUCAUCUCAAUUUUUGUUUCCUUGAUUUUGUUUUUGUUCUUUUAACAGAUCUAUCCCUGUUGGUGGUGUCUUGAGAUGGCAGGCACACACCUUGGUUUGGGGGAUAGAUUGAGCUGGGCAGCUGCAAUCAGCUUCUUUAUGCAAAUUAGGCAUGACCUAUCUAGGGGCUUCUGGUUGAUAACUAAUGAAGUGAGGGGAGGGAAAGAUGUCACCCCCAAAGUAGGCCCCUCAUGGGCUUUGGCCAGGCCAGACACUUAACAUCGUUUACAUGGUUCUGUGUAAUUAUAAAGUUUAUGUGUAUAAAGCAAGCUGUUUCUGUGAAACUGUAUAUUUUGUAAAUAAAGAUAUUGCUACUUUG